Rhodamnia argentea is the source of this 924-nucleotide messenger RNA. RefSeq lists its product as uncharacterized. The record is from RefSeq and is a predicted model, not a curated record. Bases 315 to 896 code for a protein of 193 amino acids. The transcript has 2 exons. Lineage: Eukaryota; Viridiplantae; Streptophyta; Magnoliopsida; Myrtales; Myrtaceae.
GGUGAAAUAGGCAGUGGGAGUCUCUGUUUUUCAAUUUUUCCUGCAUGCCUGCCACCUGUUUGCUCAUCUGUCAGCUCGGUACGUCGCCUUUGCUGGGAAGCGGAGGGAACGACGUGGCCACCUGGAAACUCCCAUCGGAGAAAGGAGAAAAGCUCAUAAGAUUAGUAGAUAACCUUCAAAAGAAGAAGCACCAGAAGCCAAACUUCAAACACGAAAGAGCUCCUCUUUCCGUUUCCACUUGGUCUGAAGAAAAUCUGUAACAAGUUACCAUUGUUCGCUGCUGACGCACGGCGAUCUCACCUCCAUUGAUCACCAUGAGUUCAGUCAAAUUUCUCCUCUCUGGGUUUGUUCUCGUUCACGCCAUCUUCUUGCAAUCGCACCCAGUGGUCUGCGAUGAAGAAGAAGACAAUCUUCUUCAAGGCAUCAACAGCUACAGAAAGUCCCUGAACCUCCCACAGCUCGCCAAGAACGACAAGGCCAUGUGCCUUGCGGACAAGCUUGCCGACAAGAUCGAGGACCAGCCCUGCUCCGCCACGUACGGCGCCAACACCCUCCCCGGCGUCGGCCUGCAGUCCUCCAGCUACCAGGACGCCCUGUCCAAGUGCAAGAUCAACCCCAACAGCACGACGGACGGGGUCAUACUCCCGGUGUGUGUGCCGAAGCUGGUCCCCACGCUCGUCCUCACCAACUACACCCGCACCACAUACCAGAAGUACCUGAACGGCUCUAGGUUCACGGGGGCUGGCCUCGGGUCCGAGGAUGACUGGAUGGUGUUGGUGCUGGCUACGAGCACACCGGGAGGGAGUUUUGCCGGCGGGGCGGCGGCGGCUCUGCUCGGUGGCGGGUCGGGUAUCUUGUGGGUGGGUAUGUUGUUGGGAUUGUUGAUGACCCAUUGAGAGGGGUUCUUGAGCGAGACCUCUGUCU